CCCCGAGACCCCCAUCCCAGUUAGAGAGGCCAGUGUCUGGGGGCAGGGGCCCACCCCGUUCCUGCCGGCGCUUCAAAUACAUGUUUAGCUCCCCCCCCCUUUCCGGCGUGUCCAUAGAUUCUCUCCAUGCAGCCAUCCACGAGUUGCGUUCUCUCCUUCGUGCAUGUGCACAUGCAUGCCGUUCUGCGCGUCAGCGGCUCGCCGUGCACCGGCGCGGCCCAGAGCUUCACUGGCAAAAUGGGCAGGUGCUUGCAGGACUCGAGGAAGACUGUGCCCGUGCAUCUCUUCUUGCAGCACUGCUGCUUAUUGCUUGUGUCUACGGCAGCGAUCUCGGUGCUCCUCUGUCCCUCCAGAGGUGCCCGCCGCUCGCCGGCAGGAGCUGCUGCGCGCGCUGCAGCGCCAGGCCGGCGCGGGCGGCGGCGCGGAGCUGAGGGGCUGGAACCACUUGCCGGCCACGGCGCGCCACUGGGGCAGCGUCGCGGUGCCAGCGCCGGCGCCGCCGCGGGGCGACGGGGCGGAGGGCUCCGAGGCGGGCGUGCGCGCGCUGCUGCAGGCCCUGCCGCCGUGGCAGCUGGAGGCGGACUACGGGGAGGAGAGGCCCUGCGCGAUUUGCCACGCCAGCAUGAACCAGGGCGACGUGGUGUGCCGCCUGCCCUGCCGUCACGUGUACCACGUGGGCUGCAUCGACAGGUGGCUCCGCGUGCGCGCCACGUGCCCGAUGGACAACCUGGAGAUCGGGCCGAUGCUGGGGGCGUGAUCUCCACAGGAGGUGCGAUGGGCGCUGGACACAAGG
Molecule: messenger RNA, 793 nt
Organism: Prorocentrum cordatum
Lineage: Eukaryota; Dinophyceae; Prorocentrales; Prorocentraceae
Source: the annotation of a GenBank genome assembly